AGAGUUUGUUUAUAACGGAGUACACACGUGUUUCCGACAUUCAUUUAAACAAGAUCAAGUUGAAUAUGCUAUCGAGACAUUCUUAAGGAACGAACUUGUGUUUAUAAUGGAGUGUGUUGUAUGUGGUGGAACACAAUUUACGAAAGAAUCUGGAUUUUAUUUUUGUAACGAGUGCCAAACACAAAGUCAAGAAAUUAAGGAACAUGCUUUUCAAGAAGAGGAUGCACGUAUAAAUGUGAAAACCACAAGAAAAGUUAAAUCAGAAACUAGUAAGGAUGAGGAAACCAAAAAUGUAACAAGUUGGGAGUGUUACAAUGUUAUCAUGUUGAUGGUAACAGAAGAAUUGGUUAAUUUGGGUGUCGAUAGAUCUAUUAAAAACGUUGUAAAAUGUUUAUGGAUGCGUUAUUUACAGAAAUUGGAAGUAUUGAAUUUAGAAGUAGAUGAAAAACCAAAAUUUCCUUUGGUUCGUAUGAAAAAGGAUCUUCAUAUAGUAUAUGGAAUAAAGAAAAAAAGAAGAAGAAGAAGUUCUUCCUCAUCCCAACAAACUGGUUUAACAGAGUCAACAACCAGAAGAGAAAGAACUAGGAAAAAGAAAGCUUUAGCUGAAGCAGAAUACAGAGAACAUACAAUAAAAUCAAAAACAGAUGGUAGUUCUUUACAAAAUGAAACUUUAACUAGUCUCAAAGAUAAUUCUGAAAAGUCUUCAGAAUGUGAGGAAAUUGUUUUUAACAAAUAUGUAGUAAAAGAACUGAGAAAAUCAUUAUCGGAAGAUCAUUUAGAGGUUCACCAGAAAGAUUUGGAUAUGAAUCUCAAAUGCCAUCGUAUAAAUAAAUUACUCUCCUAUGCGCAUAGAAGUAGCGUCCAUAAUUUAUCUCCAAAGAAGAUAUAUGGUAUUCUAUACCUCGCUCUACUUAUCAACAAGGACCCCAUGCAAUUGGGCGAUUUGUUGAGAUAUUUGAGAGAAGGUCAUUUGAGCUUGAAUAGUUACGCUUCUCUCUUUCCUGAGGAUUAUUCUAAUAAAAAUUUAAACAUAAAAGACAAUCCUGUAACUCAUUUAUAUAAUAGCGAAAUAUUCAGGCAAACUGCCGGAAGGUUAGCGAAAUUUUUAAAUGUUCAGAAAUAUAUAUGUGUCCCUGAUUUGGUUGCUUUGAGUCGAAGAUAUUGUCAAGAAAUGAAUCUACCAGUUGAAAUAUCAGUGGCAGUAGAAAAUAUAAUAGCUGAAAAUCCACCAAAAUUCAAACCGCAUAAAAAUAUCAUUCCGAAUUACGAAGGAAGAGUCAUGUCUAUUAUAAUAUUCGUUUUAAAACUUCUGUAUGGAUUGGAUGGAAUUUCAGAAAUAAGUUUAUCAAAUUACGCAAAAGCUGCCAACAGAAAAUGGAAACAUUUGAAAAUGUUUGAUAUAAUGGAAUGGUUGGAAUUCAUAAAUUACAGAAAAUUGAUUUUAGCCGAGAGACAUUUCCCUUCGUUUAUAAAAGAAAACGAAGGGGGAAUGGAUAGUGAUUUAUACGUGCAGUACAGGAAAAGUCACAAUAUAAAUAUAGCAGAAAAUAGGAAGUUAGUUGUAGAUAUGAAGGGAUACAAAGAUUUAUUAACUACUAUAGAAAGAUUAGAUUAUAAUUCCAUCCCUCACAUACACUUUCCAUCUAGUUUGUAUCCUUUAACAACACACACUGAAGUUAUUCUUAGGUUAUUAAGAGGAACAGAAGAUGGUGAAAUUGAUAAUUGUAUUUUAGAGAAGAAUUUUCAAGACUGUAGUCUUGAUUUCUUGCUAAGACCGCUACCUUACUUAGAAAAAUUAAAUAAAGAUAUACAAUAUAAAAAUGGUGGUAUGAAUGAUAAAUGGGUAUUAAAAAAGUUUGAAACUAGGCACAUAGCUAUAAAAUCAUUCAUAGGCACUCCUGUAGAACUUGUUCUUACAGAAAUCGUUCCGAAACUAACCAAGAAGAAAAAUGAAAUCGCGGAAGAUACUCCAGAUGAUGUAAUUGCAGAAAUUGCACAAGAAGAAUAUAAUAACUAUAACUAUUAUAAAUUCCAAAAAAAUUUUCUUCGGUUGAAGGAACUCAACGUGGAAGAAAUUUUGAAUUUGGAGACAGAAAGUGAUGAUAUAAAAUCUGAUUAUAAAGUGCAUUGUUUCCCGUAUGAAAGGUAUUGGUUGAAUAUCAAUAUAGCAGUUGAAUUUUUGAAUAACAACGAUUUUGAUGCUCAUUUCAAUAAUUAUAAUUCAAAUUUUAAACUUAUUUUUCAACAAUGUGCCAAAUUAAUAGAUCAAGCAAUCAGAGUUUUAUAUCUCGAAUACCAAACUACAGAGUUGUAUUUAGUUUAUAAUGGAAAAAAUUAUAAGGAUUUUAAAAGAAGGAAAAAGUCGAAUAAUUUGAGAAUACCUAGAAAUCAGUACUUCAAUUAUUGGUAGUUGAAAUAAAAAAUUAUCAUUA
Diorhabda carinulata is the source of this 2432-nucleotide messenger RNA. RefSeq names its product TATA box-binding protein-associated factor RNA polymerase I subunit B (gene TAF1B). Bases 107 to 2410 code for a protein of 767 amino acids. Gene Ontology annotation, molecular function: RNA polymerase I core promoter sequence-specific DNA binding. Gene Ontology annotation, biological process: nucleolar large rRNA transcription by RNA polymerase I; RNA polymerase I preinitiation complex assembly. NCBI's taxonomy places the organism in Eukaryota, Metazoa, Arthropoda, Insecta, Coleoptera, Chrysomelidae. The transcript has 6 exons. The record is from RefSeq and is a predicted model, not a curated record. Gene Ontology annotation, cellular component: RNA polymerase transcription factor SL1 complex; RNA polymerase I core factor complex.